AUGACUAUCAUGCCCAGCAAUCCGGAGUACGAUGUUAUACAAAAUGGUUGGGAAAAGUUUAUUGAUCUGAAGAAAGCCAACCCAAAGCUGAAGCUUCUGAUGAGCAUUAAAAGUCUUUUUACAUCGGACUUUAUUCAACCGGCUGAACAGAGAAAGUCGUUCAUCGACACAAUUGUUGGAUUCGUAGAGGAGUAUAAGUUUGAUGGCGUUUCCAUUGUCUGGUUUGGUUACUGGGAUGAAGAAGAAGACAAAGGUACCAUAUACAAAUUUUUUGAGGAACUACGACGCAGUUUCGAAGCGGCUGGUCAUCCAGAAUGGGAAGCCAACAUUAUGAUGCAAAUUCGACGAGAAAACAUAGACUACGGACAAAUUUGUCGAGUUGCCGAUUCUAUUUCUUUGAUACCUGUUUACGAUAGCAACACUGAUCGAACUAACUUGCUUUCUCCGCUGAACAACAGCACAUUCAAUACUACGAAUGUACAAGAUGUUUCCAUCACACACUCUGUACAGAAAUGGUUGAAAAAUGGUUGCCCACCGAACAAGAUCAUUCUGGGUGUACCCUUUAUGGGCCGUACAUUUACGCUGGACGAUCCCGCCAAUAACGGACUGGAUGCUCCUUUCAGCGACCAUGGUAAACCGUGCCCUGUGACGAGCACCAAAGCAAUCUGCGCAUAUUUCGAACUGUGCAAGAAAUUCAACGAAACUGAGUGGACCUUCAAGUGGGACGAAAACGGCGCAGCUCCUUACGCAUUCCAGGAUGACCAAUGGGUCACUUAUGAAAAUGCAGCUUCGAUCGAGAAAAAGGCCGCUUUUGCUAGAACGAAAGGGUUGGGAGGAGUCUUCGGUUGGGAGCUCGAGUACGAUGACUAUCGAGGCAUCUGUGGUGAACAGUAUCCGUUAACCAAAGCAUUAUGGAAUGCAUUCCAUUCAAAAGCUAAUCCAUGA
Messenger RNA from Anopheles coustani, 945 nucleotides. RefSeq names its product endochitinase-like. The transcript is spliced from 2 exons. Gene Ontology annotation, molecular function: chitin binding; chitinase activity. Gene Ontology annotation, biological process: chitin catabolic process; carbohydrate metabolic process. The record is from RefSeq and is a predicted model, not a curated record. Lineage: Eukaryota; Metazoa; Arthropoda; Insecta; Diptera; Culicidae. Gene Ontology annotation, cellular component: extracellular region. Bases 1 to 945 code for a protein of 314 amino acids.